Cordyceps militaris CM01 is the source of this 552-nucleotide messenger RNA. Its product is annotated as Histone H4 acetyltransferase, NuA4 complex, Eaf6. Bases 1 to 552 code for a protein of 183 amino acids. The record is from RefSeq and is a predicted model, not a curated record. Gene Ontology annotation, cellular component: NuA4 histone acetyltransferase complex. The transcript is spliced from 3 exons. Lineage: Eukaryota; Fungi; Ascomycota; Sordariomycetes; Hypocreales; Cordycipitaceae.
AUGGCAGAAAAGCAACAGCACGCCGCCGCUGCCGCCGCCGCUGCUGGCGAGAGCGGCCCGCAGCCCACCACGACGGAAUACAAAAAGUCGCAAGCGCGCGUGCGGGAGCUGGUUGAGAAGCGCCGACUCCUAGAACGACGUCUGAGCCAGGUCGAGGACGGUAUCGCGCAAAAAGAGUCUGCGUAUCUGGAAAAUACACCGAGCGGCAACAUCAUUACUGGUUUCGACAACUACAUGAAGGGCAUCAGCGGUGCGGCGGCCCAGCGGCGCAAGACGGGGCCCAUGGACCUGAACCGCGUCUUUUCGCGGUCGUCUAUUUCCUACCGGCCCAACGUCAGUGAAUCGACAACGCCAGGGUCAACACCGGGCUCGCUCGCUCCCACACCCGUGUCGGCUUCCUUCUCCGCGUCGACGGCCAACGGCGGGGGCGGGGGCGGCAGCAAGAACCCAAAGAAGAAGAAGCAGCAGCUGCAGCAGCAGGAGACGGAAGACAGCGAGAAUGACACGUCAACGUCAAAGAAGCGCACUGCUUUUGGGGCGUCGAGAAAGUAG